Amphibalanus amphitrite is the source of this 1230-nucleotide messenger RNA. RefSeq lists its product as uncharacterized. The record is from RefSeq and is a predicted model, not a curated record. Gene Ontology annotation, molecular function: glutamate-gated receptor activity. The transcript has 8 exons. Gene Ontology annotation, cellular component: membrane. NCBI's taxonomy places the organism in Eukaryota, Metazoa, Arthropoda, Thecostraca, Balanomorpha, Balanidae. Bases 16 to 1230 code for a protein of 404 amino acids.
UCUGAGCUGGGCGGUAUGAGGGCCGCUGUGUGGCUCUGUCAGCCGCUCCUGCUCUGCUCUCUGCUGACCGGAGCAGCGGCGUGCGGCUCCGCCUGGAGCGGCGGCGUGCGGCGACUGGUGUGGGACCUUCUGAGCGCCCAGGACGCGUCUCACCUGGUGCUGGUGCACGACCGAUCACCAGUCGCCGAUGCCUUGUGGCCCUCCUGUUCGACCUGGUCGUCAGAGCUGCGGCGGAUGGGGGUGUACCAGACUGUGCUGAGCACCUCCGCACCGCUGGAGCGACUGGACCGCACCGUGACCUCCCACCAGGGGCAGACAAUGGUGCUGCUGGCCGCCGACACAGACACCAGCCUGGACUUUAUCGUCAGGCUGAAUGGGAGUCACCGCUUGGACGAGUCAUUCCAGUUGCUGGUGCUGGUCAACGGGACCGACUACCGCGCCGCCCUCGCCGAUUGGUACCUUCCAAUCAACAAUCAGCUGGUGCUGGUUGAGCUGUGGCCGGGCUCGGACGGAAGCCUGGACCGCGCUGACCUGCUGGAGACCUACCGUCUGAGUGUCAGUCACCCUGUCCGGUGGCUGCGGCUGGGCCGAUGGAGCGCCUCGGCUAGUCUCUGGGACUGGACCGGAGAGUCCCUGUAUGACAGACGCGGCGACUGGAGCGGUCUGACACUACGGGUGGCCACCAACCAGGAUCCGCCGUUGAUAAGUUUCGAGCCCGGCCCUCCUGACGACGUUGGUGGUUACGUCGGGACCGCCUGGAAGAUUCUAGCAGACAUUCUGCGCUUCAAUUACACGACGCGCCUCUCUGUGGACGGCCAGUGGGGCUCCCAGCUGGGCAACGGCUCCUGGAACGGCGUGAUCGGUAUGCUGGAGCGACAGGAGGUGGACGUGGGCGUCACCACGCUGAUAUCCACCGCGCCACGACGGCGCGUCAUCAGCUUCACCAGGGGACUGCUGACACUCAGGUACCGGGUGUUUGUGCGCCAGUCGUCCACGCUCGAGUACAGCUGGACCACCUACGUGGCCGUGUUCUCGCCGCCGCUGUGGGCGGCGCUGGUGGGCUGCGUGCUGCUCGGUGGCGCCGCCAUGGCGCUGCUCUGCCGGCUGGAGCAGCGCCACCUGCCGCACCUGGCCGCACCUCACGGAGGCACCCACUGGCGGGACGCGGCCCUGUUCUGCAUCGCCGCUCUCUCCCAGCAGGAGCUCAGUAUUUCAUAUCCUUACCGCUAG